Messenger RNA from Lampris incognitus (smalleye Pacific opah), 4711 nucleotides. RefSeq lists its product as uncharacterized. The record is from RefSeq and is a predicted model, not a curated record. Bases 332 to 988 code for a protein of 218 amino acids. Gene Ontology annotation, molecular function: protein binding. The transcript has 3 exons. NCBI's taxonomy places the organism in Eukaryota, Metazoa, Chordata, Actinopteri, Lampriformes, Lampridae. Gene Ontology annotation, cellular component: AMPA glutamate receptor complex. Gene Ontology annotation, biological process: negative regulation of BMP signaling pathway.
GCCAACCAACUUUCCCUUUCUAUGCAGUUUUUUCUCUUUCAGGGCUCUGCAUGAAUGGGCGCAGCCCCAGAAGCCUGAGAGCUGCAGAAGUAAUGCAGAGGAUAUUUGUUUUGUUUUGUUUUGUUUUGCUCCAUAACAAUGUAGUUUAACUAAGAAUGGAGUUUUUUUUCACAAACGUAGGCUAAGUUUUUCCCAUGCCUCUAUCUGACUAACACCACCGUGGAUGAAUUACCCCUUUGGCGCAGUUAAACUUUUUGUGUGUUUUUGGCCCCCAAGCUGAAUCUGUGGAGUCACGACGAGGCUUUCAGACGUGCGCUUGCUCUCGGUGCGGAUGAGGACGACGGUGAUGAUGAUGGACUCGGCUGUUCUGGCUCUGCUGGUCUGCGCCCAGGUGGCCUUUGCUUUCUCCAUAGCCGGCCACCAAGAGAACACCUGCGACGCCAACGGCAGCGUGUACUACGUGGGAGAGUGGUACUUUCUGGAGUCGGACCACUGCACGCAGUGCGAGUGUACUGCGGAGGGCUCGGCCUGCGCCCGGACCGAGUGCACCUCUCUCCCGGCUGCAUGCAUCCAUGUCAGCCACUACCCCACCGACUGCUGCCCGAGGUGCGAGAAGAUCGGCUGUGAGUACCGGGGAGAGGUGUACGAGUUGGGCCAAAACUUCCAGCCAUCCGAGUGUGAGCAGUGCACUUGUGACAACGAUGGCAUCGCCCGCUGUCUAGUUGCAGAUUGUGCCCCUCCACCAUGUGUCAACCCUGUGUACCAGCCUGGGAAAUGCUGUCCAGAAUGCAAGGAGGGCCCCAAUUGUUACGUGGACUCGACUCGCGGUCAGGUGAUUCCAGCCGGUGAGCCCAUCUGGGUGGAUUCCUGCACAAAGUGCCGCUGCCAUGAUGGCCAGGAUGCUGGUUACUGGGAGGGAAACCGUCUAGCCACCUGCGCACGUGUCAAAAACUGUACCCCUGAACAUCGCCCCGGUCAGCAAAACUGAUAGAAGAACCAACCGUAACACGCCAUGGUGUGAGAACCGACUAUUAAAUACAGUUUGACAAAGCUUAUCGGCUGAAUCUUGCCCCAACCUCCCGUGACCUUACCAUCAAUUCCCUCUAAACUUGACCCAUAAGAAUAAGGAGCCGAUGAUCGGGCCAUAUUAACUGCACUCCAAUGGAUCAGCUGUAACCUAUAAAAAAUCCACAAUGAAACAGAACUGAACUGCAGGAACAAAAAAGAAGCAACUCUCCAAUUCCAUGUCAUAAUCCAUUACGGGGGCUCGUCCAUAGUUCAGAAAAUGACGCCACGCAAUGUAACUGACAAGAUGUAAGGAAUUCCUCCGGUUUGCAAGUGCAAUGUGUGGAAGAUGAAAUGCAGCUUUCAUCAUUUGUCCCCUCUGUAUCUAAUUUCUCCUGUCUUCUUCCUGUGCAACACAUGAAAAAUGCAAAAUGCAUUAAAAUGCAUGUAAAAUUAAAAUGCACAUGUAAAAGAGAUAUUACGAGAAUAACCCCCAAACCGUUGGAACAGUUAAGUUGCACCCCACAGAUAGUGAACAGCACCCAGUAUGACAACCACGGAGGAACAUGAGAGACAUUCUCUUCAUUCAACACUUCAAAGAAGGUUGAAUCAGCUCAUCUGGCUACAACUUUUAUUUACAGAUACUAUGUGUCAUCACUCAGCUAAGUGACCUCAUCAGUCUAAACUGACUGCAGGUAUCCCCACCCUUAUAAACAAUGCAGUUGCAUAACGACCGAAACCAACGACCAGUUUCAUGUGCAAAUAUGGGUGUGACCAUUAUUUUUUUUCUUUUUAUUUUGAUAUACUAUAUUAAUCCCUGUGGGGAAAUGCCUCUCUGCAUUUAACCCAUUCUAGCUGUGUAGCUAGGAGCAGUGGGCAGCCACUGUGCAGCACCCGGGGUCCAACUCCAGUUCUUCUUUCCAUUGCCUCGGUCAGGGGCACAGACAAGAGUAUUAACCCUAACAUCCAUCCAUCCUUUAUCCGAACCACUCAUCCUGCUCCCAGGGUUGUGGGGAUGCUGGAGCCUAUCCCAGCAGUCAUUGGCGGCAGGCGGGGAGACACCCUGGACAGGCCGCCAGGCCAUCACAAAGGGCUGACAAACACCCACACAUACACACACAUUCAUACCUAGGAGCAAUUUAGUAUGGCUGAUUCACCUGACCUACAUAUCUUUGGGCUGUGGGAGGAAACCCACGCAGACACAGGGAGAACAUGCAAACUCUACACAUAGGAUGACCCAGGACGACCCAUAAGUUUGGACUAUCCCAGGGCUCAAAUCUAGAACCUUCUUGCUGUGAGGCGAUUGUGCUAACCACUGUGCCACCGUGCCACCCUAACCCUAAAAUGCAUGUCUUUUUGAUGGUGGGGGAAACCAGAGCACCCGGAGGAAACCCAUGCAGACAACAUGCAAACUCCACGCAGAGGAUGACCCAGGCUGACCCCCAAUUUUGGACUACCCUGGGGCUUGAAACCCAGGCACUUCUUGCUGUGAGGCGACCGCGCUAACCACUGCGCCACCAUGCUGCCCUAACCCUUAACAAGCAUGUCUUUUUGAUGGGAAACCGGAGCACCUGGAGAAAACCCAUCGCAGACACGGGGAGAAUAUCCAAACUCCACACAGAGGACAACCUGGGAUGACCCACAAGGUUGGACAACCCUGGGGUUUGAACCCAGCACCUUCUUGCUGUGAGGCGACAGCGCUAACCACUGGGCUACCGUGCUGCCCAUGAUGGCCUCUUUGACUCCCCGUUCAAAUCAGCGUUCCUGCCUAUCAAGGAUGUGCACACCCUCAUCCUUGAAAGAGUGGCCACUGGCCUGUAGAUGGGUGUAGACUGUGGAGUCCUGGCCUGACGUGUUAGUUCCCAUAUUACAAUGCUGUGAUUGCAACAUUCCCAAAUCCACUGUGAAUAGUACACGUGGUCAUUGAAACUCUAGUUAAUGGUCACACCCAUAUUUGCAGAUGAAACUGGUCAUUGGUUUCGGUCAUUAGGCACUGUGUUGUACUGUAUUGUUAUAAGGGUGGGGAUGCCUGCAGUCAGUUUAGACUGAAGAGGUCACUUAGCUGAGUGAUGAAACGUAUCUGUCAAUAAACGUUGUGUCUAGAUGAACUGAUUCAACCUUCUUACCUGGGUUAUUGAGCAUGCAUCAAGAUACUCAUUCAACACUGUUUUUUUACGCUCUCUCACAUUAAAAGUAAAAUCCUUAAGCCCAAUUUAUGCUCCAAAUGUCGGCUAGCAGACAAAUGUGCCAUUUGGAGUAUAAAUUGGGCUUUAGUCUUUUUUUUUGUGAAUUCGACCUUACACAUCCCAGCAGCUGAACAUUUCUACUACCCCCCGAAAUGGUCAAUGAAAAGAUUGCGGCUCUUAUACGACAACUACCUCCUGAUUGGCUAAGAAACUCUGCCAUCCAGUCACAUCUGCCGUGGGCUCGGGCUCCAGCCUCACAUCCUCUUCACUUUUUACAACCUGCGCGUCCCGUUUAGGUUGAAUCUGCCUGUAGUCAAAUUCCUCGAAAUGUUUACACGGCUCAGACUCUGUUGUAGCACUUACAGAGAACGAGAGGGAGCCUUUUACGCCCCUCUGUCAGGUGAGAAAGUACUGCCCUUCCAAUCCUUAUACCUUUCAAAUUACAGUAGGGAUUUUAUUGUGUUAUCUUGUCACGAAAAAAAAAAGAUUACCUUGUCAUGGACUGACGCAAUGCCAAAAGCGUGCACUAACAGUGAUGCGGUCUAGUCUAGGAUUCUGCUUACAAUAGCAUACAUAUUGUGCACUUAUCAUAAAGUUUUGACGAUACAGUACUGUUUAAAUGUAUAUGUACAACACUAGGGUAGAUUUUAGGGCUGUAUAAUAGUUGUAGGCAUAUUAUUUGCAUUGUGUAGCAGAUCUACGUCGUCUGUAAUUUGCAAUAUUUCAUCAAUCUUUCCAACUUGCUGCAGAAUCACUCUCGCUUAUAUUUUCAAAAGCGGUUGCCCGCAUCAUCGCUGCACACAGCUACCAGUGGCUGCCCUUAAACGGAAGUAUUGUGAAGUCUGGCAUGGGUCGCACAGCCAUUCAACACAUUUGCUUAAAGGUCCAACAUGCACAUGUGAUAAUAUCUCUCGGUUGGUAAACACUUCAGUUGUAAGAGACCUUUUAUGAAAAUCCACAAAAGAAAAAAAAAGUGACAUAAGAUGUGUGCAGUGCUGGGUUCAUGCUGGCAUGGGUUGACUGUACAUAGCAUACUGAAGGACACCUGACCCGUUUCUGCACCACAAUCUGCCAUUACAUCUCACUAGAUAUCAAUUAUGUGUUGCUUUGACUCUGCUUGAAACGCUCUAUUGUGCACCGCUGGAGUUCAUCCAUUUUGCAGAGUUGAGGUAAAAAUUGUAUAACCUGAAAUCACACUCUUAUUCACAUCGGUGCCCUGCAGAGACUCGUGUUCAACUAAGCAAUAUAAAAAGUAGAUUACCAUGAGGAAAAAGGUAUGGCUAGCAUUUCAGCAUAAUUAUCAUAGAUAGAUGCUUUAUUGUCCUCACAACAGGACAUUUUCUUUCACCUCAUAUCGCCUUGCAUCAUAUUUACUACCAUAGAGGAAUAAAUGUGAAUUACAGUUUCAACUCACCUUCUUUGAAUGACUGGAUGUAAAGGGAACUGACUGCCCUGCCUUUCAUAGACAACUGCUGUGAUUGCUAAUCAUUGCACCGUACCUAUAAUUAAACACAUCCUUA